This is a messenger RNA of Drosophila innubila, 345 nucleotides long. RefSeq names its product protein Diedel-like. Lineage: Eukaryota; Metazoa; Arthropoda; Insecta; Diptera; Drosophilidae. The record is from RefSeq and is a predicted model, not a curated record. The transcript has a single exon. Bases 1 to 345 code for a protein of 114 amino acids.
AUGAGAUUUCCAGUGAUCGUAGCCCUCUUUUUGGUCCUUUGGCUAGGCUGCCUGUCGUCGACUUCGACUGCCGAUUGCUGCAAGCCCUCCAAGAUUCUAUACAAGCUGGCAGCGAAUGGCAAUAACGCCACAUGUGGCACAUACGGUGGCAAGUAUCAUGGCCAUGAGACCUGCGAGAAGAAAAUCUGUGGCAACGGCGAUGGCGUCAAGGGCACCUGGUGCGGCCGUGGCAGGUGUAAUCCGAGAGGCUGCCACUGCAGAAACGGCUGUCUGCCCGGCGAAGCUGUGUUCAGUUUCCGACAGAAGCAUGGCUAUAAUAACUUUGUCUAUGUGGGCUAUGCUUAG